Rhea pennata is the source of this 3700-nucleotide messenger RNA. RefSeq names its product MAP7 domain containing 2 (gene MAP7D2). Gene Ontology annotation, cellular component: microtubule cytoskeleton. Gene Ontology annotation, biological process: microtubule cytoskeleton organization. NCBI's taxonomy places the organism in Eukaryota, Metazoa, Chordata, Aves, Rheiformes, Rheidae. The coding region runs from base 23 to 2173 and encodes 716 amino acids. The record is from RefSeq and is a predicted model, not a curated record. The transcript is spliced from 17 exons.
CGCUCGGCACCGGCCGAGGAAGAUGGCGGAGCCGGGGUCUGCGCGCAGCUACCCGCGGGCGGCAGCCAUUGAUGGAUUUCUAAAAACCGAUGAAAGACAAAGACUGGCAAAGGAGAGGAGAGAAGAAAGGGAGAAAUACCUUGCUGCUAGGGAGCAGCAGAUACUGGAGAAGGAGAGAAGGGCAAAACUUCAAUAUGAAAAGCAAGUGGAGGAACGAUGGAGAAGACUGGAGGAACAGAGACAGAGAGAGGAGCAGAAGAGAGCAGCCGUUGAAGAAAAGCGGAGACAAAAGCUUAAAGAGGAGGAGGAACGUUUAGAAGCCAUGAUGCGUCGCUCCCUUGAACGCAGCCAGCAACUGGAACAGAAGCAGAAACGAUGGUCGUGGGGAGGAGCACUGGCUGCAGGCUCAGGAGGGAGAGAUGCGUGUGACAAACUUUCAGCUUCUACAAUGAAUCUGCCAAAGCAAAUGGAGUCACCAAUCAGUAAGCGCCUCUCCUCCUCCACAGCGGCAAUAACACAUUCCCCUGACAGAGCUCACCGCAUGCAUCUUAGUCCAAUGGAAAACUUUAUUGUUUCUCGACUGCUGACUCCCACACAGUCUUCUUUAGCCAGAAGCAGGAGUACAUUAAUGCUUUCUGAGCAGUACAAUAAUCCAGUAUUCCAUAUCUGUCCUCGUGUAGCACCAGCUAGUCCUCUUAAAUCUCCCUACAAGCCUUCCCCCACACGAAGCACAGACAGAAAGAAGGCAACUUCACCCUCCACUUCUGAUGCCAUGAAAGGGGCGACUGCAGCUGAAGUCACUCAGACCGAGAAGAUAAAGAAAGAGAAGAGACCAUCAACACCUGGUUCAUCAUCUGGUAUGGGAUCUCCUCUAAGAAGGUCUGAUUCUCCUGCUGCCCUGUCUAGAAGAUCUGCAUCACCUGCAACACCUAAGACAGUUGCAAAGACUUAUCCUCAGUCUCCCAAAAAUGCCAAACAAUAUCCAGCUUCACCUGUGAAGCAUCGUGCCACUUCUAAUCUCAGCCAGGAAACUCCUAAAAAGAAAGCAGACAAGGAGAAGGAGAAUAUCAGUCAUCAAAAAUCCUCAGGAACACGCACUGAUGAGGCAGGUCAGGCAGCUUCUGAGAAGCAUGUGCCUUCUGCAGGAAAGACUGAAAAUAGUGAAGGGAAGCUCACAGCAGGAACAACUGAUGCAGAAGAAGCUUCAAAAAUUCUAGCAGAGAAAAGGCGACAGGCACGCCUGCAAAAAGAACAAGAAGAAAGGGAGAGACAAGAAAGAGAAGAGCGGGAGAGGCUUGAAAGAGAAGAGCAGAAAAGAAAGGCAGAAGAAGAAAGACUUCGUCUAGAGGAAGAAGCUCGUAAGAAAGAGGAGGAAAGAAAACGUGAAGAAGCAGCAGCUAGAAAAAAGGCAGAAGAGGAAGCCAGGAGGAGAGCUGAGGAGGAGCAAAUGUUAAAAGAAAAGCAAGAAAAAGAGCUCCAAGCCAAACUUGAGAAACAGAAGGAAGAAGCAGAAAUCAAAGCCCGUGAGGCAGCUGAACAACUUCGUCUUGAAAGGGAACAAAUUAUGCAGCAAAUUGAGCAAGAAAGACUGGAGCGGAAGAAGAGAAUAGAUGAAAUAAUGAAGAGAACAAGAAGGAGUGAAACACCAGAAAUAAAGAAAGAGGAGCCAAAACUGGAGAUACCAUCAACUUUGAAUGUGGAAAAGCAACCAAAAGCCCUUGUUCUCAGCCAACCAGAGAUCAAUGGAUUGGCAACCUGCCUGAAAAAUAAAAGCUCAGAAACUGCUGCCUCUGUAAUCCCUUCCCAAGAUGUAGUUGCUAAUGGACUUAAGUCAGUCUCAGGACUUAUUCAGCUGGAAGCUGUUGAUGGGAAAACUAAUAGCACAGAAGAUUCAACAGAUGAGGUUCAGUCUAUGGAUGUGAGCCCAGUUUCAAAAGAAGAGCUCAUCUCUAUCCCUGAAUAUUCACCCAUGAAUGAACUCAUGCCCAGUGUUUCUUUGGACCAAAAUGGGACAAGUAAUGCCAAGGCUCUUGAAGAUCUUUUGGAUUUUACAGGCCAAGCUACUUACUCCAAAAUAUCCAGUGAAACGAUUAGCCUAGAUGACUGUAACAAAAACUUGAUUGAGGGAUUUAACAGUCCAGGACAGGAAAAUACACUUAAUUCUAUCUGUUGACAACCUCACUUUUCUGCAAAACAGAUAAAGAGGCAGAAGUUUGUGGAGGAUGUCUAUCCCUGUGAUGCUACUGGCAGUAAAAUAAGAGCUUGUCACUUGAAAAAGCUUCUGCAGUCCUUGAACACUGGAUUUCAAAUAAUCAGAGUGGAAUAUAACUUUGUCUUCCCAUGGGAUACGUUGAAUAACUGGCUGCUUUUGGUAGAAACCAGUGAUUUAGAGCCAUGGUAGUUUCAGGGAAGACUUGAGUGUGCAUUAGAAUUCGAGCUUUAGCUGCUAAUAAAGCACUUAUUUCUUCUUUUAAUUUAAAAUUCACCUGAACAUGUCACUGUGAUUUAUUUUCACUGUGCAUUUUAUUUUACAGUUAUUCUUACUUAAGUUUUCUCGUUCAUCUAUUUAGAUCUUUUUCUUGUAAAUAAUGAUGAGAUUUGCCCACAGUGCAUUGAAGUGAAAUAUACUGUAUUUUAGUUUUGUGCCUUUUUUUUUUUUUCCUCUGUUAAUAAGGACUUCUUGGCAACUUUUAUGCAGGUGUAUAAUUCAAAGCUAUAGCUGAAGAGGCAUGAAAAGUAUACAACUGCUGGAAUCAAAAAGCCUUCUUAUUAACUGUGGAGUGUAGGAGUUAUCCCGUUAUGAUUAUGUUGACAUUUUUAGUCACUAGUGGCAGUUACUGGUUAAUGCUAAUAGUCCUGGAGCGACUAUCACUUAUGUGUUAAAAUCAUACUUGUUGUAACACCUGUAAACAAUGUAGGCAAAAUGCCUAGUAUAAUCCCUUAAUAUGUAUUGUAUUACUGUAGUAGAUCCAAAUGAGUAUGUCAAGGGGGUCAGAUAACGCGUUAAUCUUCGGAGACACAGACACUUGGUUAAUACCAGCAGGCUUUCAAUCAUGUGGAGAAAUAUUUUGUCUUCCUAUAGGCUCAGCAACAACAAAAUAUAGUUAGCAGCAAAACAAUAUAAAAAUGUUGCAGCAGAACUACAAAAGCAGAGAGAGACACAGUGAACACUGCUAGCCUCCUUAGUAUUCUAUAAGCAUCUGUAUGGAAAAAUUCACAUCAAGAAUGUAUAAUGUGUAGACAUUAUGUGCCAUACAAUAUUAAUUUGAUUUCUGUUGGUGAACUAUGAUAAGUUUUAUGCUAGAUCAUGUGCUGCUUUGAGGACAUUUUUGUCCAGUUCCUUAUUUAAAAAAAAUUAAAAAAAAAAAGAGAGAGAAGAAAGAAAGAAAUAUACAAAUCUGCUUGGAAAAAAAAAACACAAAAAAGUGAAAACAUUUUUUUUUUUUUAAUAUGUAAGAGAGUUCACAGUAUAGCCUGAACUCACUUGUAGCCCUGUUCUUGUGCUUUUCAAAGCCAGCAACAGGAAAGUAACCAAUGAAAUUGUGUGUGAUAAAGAAAGCAUACCUACAACAGUACAGCUCUAUUUAUGUUAGUGUACUUCAGAAAAAACAAUUCUUUUGACUGUGCAGUAAGCUGUAGCAUGAUACUGUGUCUUCCAAACUGUGCUACAUUUAUUUCUUAAAUAAAAAACAAACAAAAA